UCCAUCUACAGCUGCUGAUGGAAUAUGUAUUUCUUUUCCAGUAGGCCAAGGUGGAGAAUGGGAAAUAAAGAACUCUCUCAGUUGUGGAAGUGGGCAGAUUAAAACCCAAAUGCUCUUACUAAUCCACAGCGUGUCCGUACUCCUGUUGUCUCAGAGUAUUGGAAACCCUUGGCUGAAGAUAUGGACUUAUCCGCUGGAAUUGAAGCUGAAUACCACCAUAAAAACAACCGGGUUUAUUGCUGGAAAGGUCUUCGAUUUGCAGCUCGGCAGGACUUGGAUGGACUUCGAUUUUCCAAUGGACACUGAUGUCACAGCCACAACUCCAACAGCAGAUGAAAAUCAGAAGCAAAGCUCUGACACCGAUGCGGGUCAGGAGGCAGGGCAGUCAGAAGCAGAUGCUGAAGCAGAGGCUGGAAUGAUAGAUGGGGAGACAGAUGCAGAGGUUGAUUUAGAUGCAGUUGGCUGAGACAUGCAGGACCGGCUUUCUGGACUGGCCUUAGUAGUUGACCCAAAGCCAAACUUACAGUGCUAGCUGUUUAUCUCUCUUUACUAAACAAGGCAGUAAGCAUUAUAUCACUGAUAAAUGCAAAUAAUAUCGUCACAAUUUUUUAGGAACAUUUCUUUGUAACAUUAAUUCCAAACUUUGCAAAAGCAUUUGAUUCCUUUCUCAAAA
Messenger RNA from Vitis vinifera (wine grape), 673 nucleotides. RefSeq lists its product as uncharacterized. NCBI's taxonomy places the organism in Eukaryota, Viridiplantae, Streptophyta, Magnoliopsida, Vitales, Vitaceae. The coding region runs from base 110 to 466 and encodes 118 amino acids. The record is from RefSeq and is a predicted model, not a curated record. The transcript is spliced from 4 exons.